AUGGCUGCCAAAUCCGACAUUCACUUGUACACUACUAACACGCCUAAUGGCGUGAAGGUCUCCAUGCUCCUAGAGGAGCUGGGGCUGCCCUAUCAGGUGACGGCCAUUGAAUUCUCCAAGAAUACGCAGAAGGAGGAUUGGUUCCUGAAGAUCAACCCCAAUGGACGAAUUCCAGCAAUCACUGACACUUUCACUGAUGGCACCCCUAUCCGAUUGUUUGAGAGUGGCUCUAUUCUGCAAUACCUAGUAGAUAGGUACGAUACCGAAAAUAAGGUAUCGUAUCCUCAUGGUACCAAGGAGUACUAUGAAGUGAACAAUUGGCUGUUUUGGCAAAUGGGAGGACUCGGCCCAAUGCAGGGGCAAGCAAACCAUUUCACUCGCUAUGCGCCAGAAAGGAUUGAAUAUGGUGUCAACCGCUAUCAGAACGAGACCAGAAGGCUGUAUCGAGUAAUGGACAAGCAGCUCUCGAAGUCUAAAUCAGGUUUCCUGGUCGGAGACAGGCUGACCAUCGCUGAUAUUGCCUGUAUCGGCUGGGUAUCUUCACACGCCUGGGCUGGGAUUGAUAUUGAAGAGUUCACACAUCUCAAGGCAUGGUUGCAGAAGGUCCACGAACGGCCAGCAAUUGCCAAGGGUGCUAAUGUUCCACCCAAAGCUAAGCCAGCCAAACCGUUGACUGAAGAGGAGCUUGAAGAGAUCGCAAGGAAGAACAGAGAAUGGAUCCAACAGGGCAUGGCCGAGGAUGCAAAGAAAUGA
Molecule: messenger RNA, 753 nt
Organism: Phaeoacremonium minimum UCRPA7
Lineage: Eukaryota; Fungi; Ascomycota; Sordariomycetes; Togniniales; Togniniaceae
Product: putative glutathione s-transferase protein
Exons: 6
Coding region: 1-753 (250 amino acids)
Source: RefSeq, a predicted model, not a curated record